CAGCCGCGGGUGGGCCUGGGCCUGGUCUAGUAAAUUCCUCCAUAUCGGUCUAUCUUGGGCUUAGUUAAACACACGUGUCGUUAAAAAUAUUUUAAGUUUGUAAUAAUAUAAAUUACAUCAAACGAUUUCGGAUUUGAAUUUUAAAUCGAUAUUGAAAUCGAUGAUGAAUUUUUCAUUCAAGUGUAUUAUAACCUAUGUUUUGAUACUCUUUGGUAUAAAAUGUGGAGGGUACAAGAUAUUGGCCGUGUUUCCCAUCCCUGCAGGAAGUCAUAGGAUAUUAGGGAAUGGGGUAGUCAAUCACUUGCUUAAGGCGGGACAUGAGGUUACUUACAUCACGCCGUUUCCUGAAAACAAAACCGUUCCUAAUCUCCGAUAUAUUUCAGUCAUUGAUAAUAUCAACCAUCUUAAUGUUACGUUGAUAAAUCUAAAAAACCUGAUGACGAGAGACAUAGAAAUGGAUCAAGACAAUAUCUUCAACAUGCUGAUGAAUCUUACGAGAAAUACUUUAAAAAGCGAAAACGUAUCGGAACUUCUUAAUGAUCCGACUGAGAACUUCGAUUUGGUGUUAGCUCAGUGGACGUUCAAUGAAGUAUUUAGCGGUUUUGCAGCCGCAUUUAACUGCCCAUAUAUUUGGUUCUUUCCUUACGAAGCUAGUUUUACUGCACUAAGUUUGAUCGACGAAGCGACCAAUCCAGCUUACACCGCUAAUAUCGAAAUGAGGGAUAUACCUCCUUUCACCUUUUGGCAGCGCUUUAAGCUGCUGAAAUUCCAGAUAACGAAGACAUGGAGAAAUUACUUCUAUCAACGAUACAUCGAAAAUGAAGUGUUUGAUAAUGCUUUCAAACCAAUAUUAACAAAGAAGAAUAGAACAUUACCAGAUUAUGAAGUGUUGCGUCUAAACGCUUCUCUAAUCUUUGGAAACUACCACGUGUCUAUGGGACAGGCAAUAAGGUUGCCACAAAACUAUAUUCCUAUCGGUGGCCAACAUAUCGAUGAAGUUGUACCGGUAUUGCCUAAAGAAUUGAAAAAUAUCAUGGAUGAAGCAACAAACGGCGUUAUCUACUUUAGUAUGGGAUCAAAUUUGAAAAGCAAAGAUCUACCCGAUUCCAUUAAACAAGGACUCAUAAAAAUCUUCAGUGGAUUGAAUCAAACUGUUUUAUGGAAGUUCGAGGAACCUGUACCUAAUCUACCUAAGAAUGUCCAUAUCCUACAGUGGGCACCACAGUUAAGCAUAUUAUCUCAUCCUAACUGCAUCCUACUGAUCAGCCACGGCGGUCUACUAUCAAUGAACGAAGCAAUUCAUUUCGGAGUACCACACAUAUCUAUACCAGUGUUCUACGACCACCUGUAUAAUGCUGAUAAAUCCGUGAGCAGAGGAAUUGGAGUCAAGGUUGAUCUUACUGAUAACUUAGCUGAAGAUCUGAAGGAAGCUAUACAUGAAAUGCUAAAUAAUUCUAUGUACCGAGAACGUAUGAAGGAAGCAUCCUUCAUCUACCACCACCGUUUGGCACCACCAGGUAAAGUCCUGGUCCACUGGGUAGAGCACGUGAUAGCCACCAAAGGGGCUCUACACCUUCGUUCACCAGCUCUCCUGAUGCCCUGGUACCAGAAGAUAUACUUAGAUCUAGUUUUAUUGUUAGUUCUAGGAAUAAUACUGACGUUAUGGAUUUUACGUAGAUUGUAUUAUAUAAAAAUGCAGUAUAAAGUAAAAGCUAAAAUGCUAUGAUUUAAAUAAAUUAUUGUAAAAGAAA
This is a messenger RNA of Papilio polytes (common Mormon), 1751 nucleotides long. RefSeq names its product UDP-glucuronosyltransferase 3A1-like. NCBI's taxonomy places the organism in Eukaryota, Metazoa, Arthropoda, Insecta, Lepidoptera, Papilionidae. Bases 161 to 1726 code for a protein of 521 amino acids. Gene Ontology annotation, molecular function: UDP-glycosyltransferase activity. The transcript is spliced from 9 exons. The record is from RefSeq and is a predicted model, not a curated record.